AUGCCCAAGCCUGUUUUUGUUAUUCUCGGCGCCACAGGUAACCAGGGAGGCUCUGUUGUAUUCCACUUCCUCUCCGAAUCGGCCUACUCACUUCGCGUCGUGACUCGUGACCCUUUCUCCCCUAAGGCCCUCGCUCUUGCCGCUCAAGGCAUCGAAGUCGUUUCUGGAAACUUUGACGAUCCCUCGUCCCUUGACGCGGCAUUCAAGAAUGCCUCUCUUAUUUUUAGUAUGACCGAUUUCUGGAGCCUGAUGACCAGCGACACCCUGCGCAAGAAAGCGGAUGCCUCGGGUAUUAGUCCAGGCUUCUAUAUCCGCGACUGUGAGGCGCAGCAAAACAGAAACAUCAUCGAUGCUGCCGCUAGAGUUGAGACGCUGGAACGAUUUAUCUUUUCAAGUCUCCCGAACGUGACUGAACUAAGCGGCGGAAAAUACAGACAUGUCUACCAUUUCGAUAGCAAGUCCACCGCGGGGGGAACGAGUGUCCUCUACGCGGGACUUUAUCUUGAGAACUUUCUUGGAGAGUCGAAAGCCCUUUUUUGCCCAAAAUUGAAAGGAAAUACUCUUGUUGCAGCGAGUUCGCAGCCUCUUACUAUGGCUAAAAUCCCCUGGUUCUCUGUCGUUAACGACACCGGGUCCCUUGUGGCCGCAUUGAUCAGCUCUGCGCCGGGCAAGAACCUUAUUGGCGUGAGCGAGUGGCUGAGUCUGCAGGACAUCUGGACGAUUCUGGCUCAGACUCUGAAGAAAGACAUCGAGUUUGUGGACGAUAUCUCUAGUGAUUUUGGACAGGGAGAUCCCGAAAUAAAGCGCGACCGUGAAGAAAUGAUGGGCUUUCUCAUUGAAUUUGGAUUUGACGGGGGACGGAAUGAUCAGACUUUUAUGAGGCCGGAGGAUUUGAAUAUCUCGGUAAAGCUGCAGUCGGUGAGGGAUUGGAUUGAGAAGCAGGAUUGGAGUGACCUGUAA
Molecule: messenger RNA, 960 nt
Organism: Penicillium malachiteum
Lineage: Eukaryota; Fungi; Ascomycota; Eurotiomycetes; Eurotiales; Aspergillaceae
Exons: 3
Coding region: 1-960 (319 amino acids)
Source: RefSeq, a predicted model, not a curated record